GGGAGCGGAAGUAGGGAAGCGGAAGAUUUGUCCUGGCCCUCCCCGGAGAGCGAAAUCUUUGCCGGUUGGAAUCAGGGACGGGAUGGCUGAUGAGGAGGAGGAUCCCACUUUUGAGGAAGAUAAUGAAGAUGUGGGAGGAGGAGCAGAUGGUGGACAGGGUAAAAGGAAAAGACUUUUCUCUAAAGAAUUAAGAUGUAUGAUGUAUGGCUUUGGUGAUGACCAAAAUCCUUACACUGAGUCAGUGGAUAUUCUGGAAGACCUCGUCAUAGAAUUCAUCACUGAAAUGACUCACAAAGCGAUGUCUAUUGGACGACAAGGUCGAGUGCAGGUUGAAGAUAUUGUGUUCUUGAUUCGAAAGGACCCGAGGAAGUUUGCCAGAGUUAAAGACUUGCUUACUAUGAAUGAAGAACUGAAGCGGGCUAGAAAAGCAUUUGAUGAAGCGAACUAUGGAUCCUGACAUCUUUUAUGUUCUCCGAAGUUCCCCUAUCUUUUAGGACAAGUGUGUGCAUACUAGAACUAUGUAAUUUUCACCUUGCCAAAAAUGAAAGGUCCUGAUAUAAGUUAAGUACUUCUUACAAUCAUCUUAUUACCUUUAUCCAGUUGAUGCUAUAAAUGGGAAAUGGAGUAACUCUUCAUUGCUGCCUUUACUUUGACUUUGUGAAUUCUAAAAGUGAUAUUUAGGUAUUGAAUUGCCCACCUCUCUUUGUUAUACUUGAAAUUGCUCAUUGCUUUUAAUGACAGCAUGGAAGAAGCUAAAAUACCUGCAAACCAUGCAGAUCAUCUUGUCUUUUUGAGGUGAUAAAGACAAUUUAAACUAAGUAGUAUUUAUGUUUUGGUCUCAUUUUUGCCACCGAAGUUUUAUAUUAUAGCAGUUUGAUAUGUGAAAUCUAAAUAUCAGCCUUUUUGGUUUUGUGAUUCAUAAAAUAGAUUUCCUGGCUACUUUCAAUCUCUCAGACAAAUGAUUUUAGGAUUGCCACAGGAAACGUUUCCAUGCUCUGUGCUGGGCUAUAUUCUUAAAGUGUUGUCAGUUUCUCUUAAGGAAAAAGGGGGAAAGAGUUCCAUAUUCUUUUGACAUAAGGUUAAUUUCUUAAAUAAUUUGUUUUCAUUUCUUUCACUGGAUAUUGAAAGCAAUUUUUUUUCUUAGUGAAAGUUCCUGUCCCCUUUCAAAGUUCCAAAACUUAAGAUACUUUGAGAACUUUUUUUUGUUCUGAUUAAAAGCCUUUUGGGCCUACUAGACUAAUUGAGUUUUAGGAGAACUGAUCUCCACAGAAGGGAUUUAAAUUCUGAGACACUUAAAGGGAUACAAAUGCAUGCACUCUGAAUUUUAGUAAAAAUGUCAGUACUUUAAAAUUUGUUUUAAGAACUUACUUUGUUCUUUAUCUGCCAGCAUCUACACACAUGUGAUGUAGAUGCUACUGUUGUAGCUCAGGAUAUGUAAGUUUUGUGUGUAUUUAACCAUGAUGUAUUAAAUUAUUACUGUAUUUAGUUUAAUAUUAUUAGAAUUGAAAAAAACAGUUGAGGGAAUCAUUGAAAAAUUCUUUUUGUGCGAUACUACACUUUUAUGUGCUGGUUGUGAACAAUGUAUAUCAAUACUUGGGAAAUUCUGCCAAACUAAUUUUUUAUAUUAAGAAUAAAAUCAUCUAUGAAAAUUA
Vombatus ursinus (common wombat) is the source of this 1652-nucleotide messenger RNA. It is a transcript of the gene TAF13, whose product is annotated as TATA-box binding protein associated factor 13. Bases 83 to 457 code for a protein of 124 amino acids. Gene Ontology annotation, cellular component: transcription factor TFIID complex. The transcript has 4 exons. Gene Ontology annotation, molecular function: protein heterodimerization activity. The record is from RefSeq and is a predicted model, not a curated record. Lineage: Eukaryota; Metazoa; Chordata; Mammalia; Diprotodontia; Vombatidae. Gene Ontology annotation, biological process: transcription by RNA polymerase II.